This is a messenger RNA of Radiomyces spectabilis, 400 nucleotides long. RefSeq lists its product as uncharacterized. NCBI's taxonomy places the organism in Eukaryota, Fungi, Mucoromycota, Mucoromycetes, Mucorales, Radiomycetaceae. The record is from RefSeq and is a predicted model, not a curated record. The transcript is spliced from 4 exons. The coding region runs from base 31 to 339 and encodes 102 amino acids. Gene Ontology annotation, cellular component: mitochondrion.
CGCAUUUUAUUGUCUUUAACCUAGUUGCCUAUGCGAGUGGCACUGAUAGCCCGUUCCAAAGCCCCUGCUGUGCCUCGGUUCUUCAAGGAACCUAGCUUGACCUUAAAUCAUUUUCUCAUCAAGAGCCAAGUGCGAUCAUUAUAUCGACAGAUCUUGCGAUGCACAAAAGGCCUGGACAAACACGAUGCAAAAGAAUUGAGGGAUUGGGCACGUUCUGAUUUUGAGCGAUAUCGUCAUGAAACUGAUCUUGACAAGAUUCGAUCUUUGUUAUCGUCGGGAAAGCAUCAAAUGCAUUCUUUGCAAAGUUCGGUUUCCUUGGCUCAAGCCGGCAAACGUUAAUUCACUCCUCCUAACAUAUCCAUACCGCGUCCCUUUUUCUUCCACUGUGUUAUAAAUUAGA